This is a messenger RNA of Nerophis lumbriciformis (worm pipefish), 1098 nucleotides long. The record is from RefSeq and is a predicted model, not a curated record. NCBI's taxonomy places the organism in Eukaryota, Metazoa, Chordata, Actinopteri, Syngnathiformes, Syngnathidae.
AUGUCUGUGCUCCCCAGAGUGGUCUACAAGCGGAGGGCCCACAUCACAGCUCUGCCUCUCUACUAUUCAGGGCACCUGCUCAAGAAACUCUCCUCUGAGGCGGAUUUCAAGAUGUACUUUGCAGAGCUGCGAGGUGACACAUUAUUGCUGUACAAAGAUGUAAAGCAGGAUACAUACACAGAAAAGCUGAAUCUUCUGCAGCUGAAAUCCAUGCAACCAGUGUCUCCGUAUCAAAGGAAAAUGCCCACCAUCUUCAGCCUAGUGAUGCGCACAGAGGAGGUCCAUUUGAAGAUGGAUAACCCUGACACAGGAGAAGAGUGGCGGGGUUACAUCCUGACUGUCGUCAAAAAAGAAAUUCCCAGUCAACUGCAGCUCCUGCCUGGCCAGAGGAUGCUACUUGAGGAUGUUCUGGCUCAGGAGAAGAUAAGAAGCACCUAUGCCGAGAAUCCCCCACUCCCUCCUCGUCCAGCCCACCUUCUUGGGGUCUGCGCACCAGUGCUUCCGCAAGGGGACACACCUGACAACAGCAGUCCGGAAACAUUACCAUGUUUCUUCAAUGUGACCCGACAAGAAGCUGAGCAGAUGUUGAAGCAGAACCCGGAAUAUGGUGGCAUCAUUAUCCGUCCAUCCACCAUGGCCAACAGCUACGCCCUCACCCUCAGACAGGUCACAGCCAAGGGGCCUGUCAUGAAGAACUACAGGCUCAUCUGCACCAAGUCAGGAUUCACGAUCAAACUGGAAACAACAGUGACAGUCUCCUCCCUUAAAGAGGUACUGGAGUAUUUCUUAGAGAUGACUGAAUACAGCCUUCAUCCUUAUAUACCGGGUGAUAUCUACGACACUUGCAUUGCUUCUAAGCAUCUAAGCUCAACAAUGAGAAAUGUACCCAAGGCACAAACAGGGCCUGUGGUGCUUUCACAAACCAAGCAAGGGGAAGGUGAAUAUGUGUUCCCUGAUGACAACAACAUGAAUAAAGUUCAGCGGGAUGCAAAACUUCGGCAAGUUGUUGGGCUACGGAGUAACAACACGGAGAAAGAGUGUACCAGGAAAGCCAAGACUGGCACUGAUCCUUUUGAAAUGCAAAGUACAUACAUGUAA